Prinia subflava (tawny-flanked prinia) is the source of this 2402-nucleotide messenger RNA. It is a transcript of the gene LINGO3, whose product is annotated as leucine rich repeat and Ig domain containing 3. Lineage: Eukaryota; Metazoa; Chordata; Aves; Passeriformes; Cisticolidae. The coding region runs from base 472 to 2286 and encodes 604 amino acids. The record is from RefSeq and is a predicted model, not a curated record. The transcript has 4 exons. Gene Ontology annotation, molecular function: protein binding. Gene Ontology annotation, cellular component: extracellular matrix.
UCUCUGCGUUCCUCCGGGGCCGUGCCCGAUCUCCGCCCGGGGCCGCGCAUCGCCCCCGGCCCCGUCCCUCCCCCGGCCGGGCGGGGGGCGCGGGGGGCGGCUCCGCGCACGGCCCGACGCGGCUGGAGAGGCGCUGCCGCCGCCGCGCCGCCCCCGGGGAAGGGCCGGGGCCGGGCCGGGGUCCGUCCGGAGCCGCCGCCGCGCCGCCCCCGGGGCUGCGGCUCUGCCCGCGCCGCCGCCGCACCAUGGGCAGCCCCGCCGAGCGAAAGAAACUCUGUGGGGGCCUGUCAUUGAGAGAGGAUUUCAAAUGAGCAGCCUGUGACACCUCCCCAUGAGGAGCCGAGGCUGGCUGUGCUGGACACUUCAGCAUUUGAACAUUCCCAGGCUCCAAUGCCUCAGCAGAUCCCGAUGUCAGAGCAGCCCUGGACCUGCAGAACGGCACAUGGCAGAAGGGCAGUGAGCCCCUAGACCAUGCCCCACACGAUGACAUGGUGGCUCCCGGUGCUGGCCCUGCACGUGUUCCUGCAGCCCCCGCGGGCGGGCGCCUGCCCCGCGCGCUGCGAGUGCGCGCCGCAGCUGCGCUCGGUGCUGUGCCACCGCAAGCGCCUCACCGCCAUCCCCGAGGGCAUCCCCACCGAGACCAGGGUCCUGGAGCUCAACAAGAACCGCAUCCGCUGCCUCAACCCCGGUGACCUGGCCCCGUACCCGCUGCUGGAGGAGCUGGAUUUCAGCGAGAACAUCAUCUCCAAUGUGGAGCCCGGCGCCUUCAGCAACCUGUUCAACCUGCAGACCCUGCGGCUGCGGGGGAACCAGCUCAAGCUCAUCCCCCCGGGGGUCUUCACCAAGCUGACCAACCUGACCCUGCUGGACAUCAGCGAGAACAAACUCGUCAUCCUGCUGGACUACAUGUUCCAGGACCUGCGCAACCUCAAGAGCCUGGAGGUGGGUGACAACGACCUGGUGUACAUCUCCCAGCGCGCCUUCUCGGGGCUGCUGGGCCUGGAGCAGCUCACCAUUGAGAAGUGCAACCUGACCUCCAUCUCGGCCGAGUCGCUGUCCUACCUCCAGAACCUGGAGGUGCUGCGACUCCGGCACCUCAGCAUCUCGGCGCUGGAGGACCAGAACUUCAAGAAGCUCUACAAUCUCCUGCAGCUGGAGAUCGACAACUGGCCGCUGCUGGAGGAGGUGUCCCCCACCAGCUUCCAGGGCCUGAACCUCACCUCGCUCUCCAUCACCUACACCAACAUCACAGCCGUGCCCGCCGCUGCCUUGAGGAACUUGGUGUACCUGCGGUACCUCAACCUGUCCUACAACCCCAUUAGCACUGUGCUGAAGGGCUCCUUUAAAGACCUCAUCCGGCUCCAGGAGCUCCACAUCGUGGGCGCUCUCCUGGUGUCCGUGGAACCGCAGGCGUUCUCCGGCCUGAGACAGAUCCGCCUGCUCAACCUCUCCAGCAACUUCCUGUCCACGCUGGAGGAGAGCACCUUCCACUCGGUCAACACGCUGGAAACGCUGCGGGUGGACAGGAACCCCCUGGCCUGCGACUGCCGGCUCCUCUGGAUCCUGCAGCGGCGGAAGACGCUCAACUUCGACGGGCAGCAGCCCAUGUGCUCCUCGCCGCCCGAAAUCCAGGGCAACGCCCUGCGCGACUUCCCGGACUCGGUGCUCUUCGAGUACUUCACCUGCCAGAAGCCCAAGAUCCGGGAUCGGAAGCUGCAGCACGUGACGGCGCGGGAGGGGCAGUCCGUGUCCUUCCUGUGCCGGGCCGACGGGGAGCCCGACCCCUCCAUCGCCUGGGUGUCCCCCCAGCACCGCAUGAUCACCACGCGCAGCACGGGGCGCGCCACGGUGCUGCCCGGGGGCACCCUGGAGAUCCGCUUUGCCCAGGUGCAGGACAGCGGCACCUACAUCUGCAUCGCCAGCAACGCCGGCGGCAACGACACCUACUUCGCCACGCUGACGGUGAAGGGGCGCCCGGCCGACGGCGCCCGCCACGCCAACCGGACUUUGUACCCCGGCGACUUCAACGACACCUUCCACAACGACACCCAGGUCUUCCUGAAGUUCACCUUGGACCUCAAGACCAUCCUGGUCUCCACGGCCAUGGGCUGCAUCACCUUCCUGGGCGUGGUGCUCUUCUGCUUUCUCCUGCUCUUCGUCUGGAGCCGCGGCCGGGGGCAGCACAAGAACAACUUCUCCGUGGAGUAUUCCUUCCGCAAGGUGGACGGUCCCACCACCACCACCGGCCAAGGAGGGGCCAGGAAGUUCAACAUGAAGAUGAUCUGAGCCUCUCCCAGAGGAGAACCGUUGUGUGCUGCCCGGCCCCGGGCACGGCCAUGGCAGGAUGGGGAGCCCAGGAGGGCUGUGGGAGCAACGGCCGUGUCCCGGAGCUGGCAGAGUGA